Molecule: messenger RNA, 609 nt
Organism: Olea europaea var. sylvestris
Lineage: Eukaryota; Viridiplantae; Streptophyta; Magnoliopsida; Lamiales; Oleaceae
Product: (+)-menthofuran synthase-like
Exons: 1
Molecular function (GO): oxidoreductase activity, acting on paired donors, with incorporation or reduction of molecular oxygen; iron ion binding; monooxygenase activity
Source: RefSeq, a predicted model, not a curated record
GAUAUGUUUGGUGCAGGGACUGAUACAACAUAUACUGCUUUGGAGUGGACAUUGGCCGAGGUUUUUAGGCACCCAGAAAUAAUGAAGAAACUGCAGAAUGAGGUGACACAAGUAGUCGGAAGCAAAUUAAAUGUAACAGAAGAUGACAUAGAGAAAAUGCCUUACUUAAAGGCAGUGAUGAAAGAGAGCCUUAGACUGCACCCUCCAAUUCCAUUGCUGAUUCCACGAGAAUCGACCCAAGACACUAAAGUAAUGGGGUACCACAUUGCAGCCAGAACACAAGUGAUCAUCAAUGCGUGGACAAUCGCAAGAGAUCCCACGCAUUGGGAAAAUCCCGAAGAAUUUAAUCCAGAAAGAUUCUUAAAGAACACGGCAGUGGACUUUCGAGGGUUAAAUUUUGAGUUCAUUCCAUUUGGUUCUGGUCGAAGAGGCUGCCCUGGUAUUACAUUUGCCAUUGCUGUUAAUGAGUUGGCAUUAGCAAAAUUGAUGCUUAACUUUGAUUUUGCACUACCAGUUGGAGCAAAAGAUUGGGACAUGACUGAAGCUGUUGGAAGCACUGUCCAUAAAAAGAAUCCUCUACUUGUCGUCGCCACUCCUCGUUCUUUCUAG